Molecule: messenger RNA, 1456 nt
Organism: Pelodiscus sinensis (Chinese soft-shelled turtle)
Lineage: Eukaryota; Metazoa; Chordata; Testudines; Trionychidae
Gene: C4H4orf17
Product: chromosome 4 C4orf17 homolog
Source: RefSeq, a predicted model, not a curated record
GCUAUUUAUAAAAAAAAAAAAAAAAGAUUGUACUGUCCAUUCAGUAUUUAAACUAGAAAGGCAAAAAUAUCUAAGAGAAAAACUUCACCUACUGUAGAAUAAGAAAUGCUCUACUAACCUACCAUUCCACUGGAAAAGCCAUCCUCUUGCAAGAUUUUGCUUGGCAGCAUUUCGCUACUGCUGCUGAGACCGUGUCAGGAUCUGCUACCCCAAGAGUUACUGUGGGGAGACUAGUGAAGUUACAUCAUGAAUAUCAAUUUCAAACAACAACCUGAGCCUGAGUUCAAAUGCAAAGAAAUAACACAGAGAAGUCCGAGUGAUUCUCCUUUUGGAAGAACCGGUGGAACUUAUUUUCUCUCCAGACACAUCCCACAUCCCAGGACAGUCUGCCAUAUUCAAGGGUUAAAUAAUGCGCCUGUCUGUGUUGUGAGAGAUGCGGGCACUUUUUCAAGACCACACCAGGCUGCCAGCAAAAUCUUAACCCCACAGCGAGAACAUGAUCAGCAUCAUGAGUUAAGUGGACAAAGCAUGGACAUAUCAUCUCCCAGAAGCUCUAUGCUAAAUCUCCAGGCUUAUCCACACAUUGGGAAAGGGCUAUCACGACCUGGUUCACAGCCUGGGAGAGAAGAAAUGGCUGAGUUCUCUAAAAGGACAAGAGACUUCCUUGCUUUACUGAGAAAGGAAGAGUCUUUGAAAAAAGCACAAGCUCGUUCACUGACUGCAGCUGGCCAGGAGAUCCAGCCUUCUUCUCUUACUCGUCCCUCUUCGCCAGCCCGUUUUAUGCAUUACAGGCCAGAAGUCAGAGAGAAUGUGAACUAUGCCCCAAACUAUCUGGAUCAGGAAAUAAAAGUCUUGGAAAAACUCCGUGACAUUCUACAGACAGACUCCCUUGCAGAGAUUCAAGAGUGGCUGUCAAGGGCAAGUAUAAAAGAGAAAGAGUUUAUAUCAAAUUUGAUUCGCUCAGAAAUGACUAGCAGAGACUUGUUGAAUUAUCGGCAAAAUACCCCAAAAGAAAAUGCAGUGAAGAACUUCCAUUUCCAUGAUACAAUGAAGCCUUCUCAUGCCCCUUGGACAGAACCUAGGGAGGAAAUUAACAAGUUCAGGCCUUCAAGUAGAGCAUCAGAUACAAGUGGAGGAACGGAAGAAGAAACAGAGAGAGACGAUAAUUUGCCCACAAGAGGGGUGAGAGUUACAAGUCCAAUUUCUGAAAACUUACACAGAGGGAGGUCUUCCAACUCCCAGGGAACGAGCUACAGCCCUUCCUUAGCACGACGACAGAAGCCCCAUCUCCGCUACAGCAAGUUACCCGCUGACCAGAAAAGCCUUACUGCCAAAGAAUAACUUCCUCUUCAAAGCUGCUGAAGCCGCACAAUUGUUCCCUUCAAGGAUUACAUUAUGUACUAUUAGCCACAAGAAUUAAAAAACAAAAACACAAACCUAAAUCUGACUCUCUUUU